UCGCUGCCUCCCAUAUAGCACCCCCCCAAUCCCAAGCUCUCUCGCCUUCUUUCUUCGUCGGGCGCGAGAAAGGGGGGGCUAUCUACACGCGAACACCGCUGCGUCGUUUAGGGACCGUGUCCUCGAGUCGAACUGUCAAAGCGAAGGAUUUCUCUCGGUUGAAACCGCGGCACCGGGUUACGGUGGAGACGAACGCCGGCGGGAGUCGCCUUAAUGUUGUUGUUGAUGUUGUUAUCGAGACGUUCGCCUCUGCUCGCCGAGCGGCGCCACCGCAGAUAUCACCUCUCAACUACUCUCUGCUCGAUCGUCGAGCUGAGAGUCGUUUACGCAGCAGCAGCAGCAGUAAAUAGUCAAUAGUCGUACUCAUGAAUUGACGAGGACGGCAGACGGCACGCGCGCGCGCGCGUCGGUGCCGCUCACGCGCGAUCUGCAGGGCGAGCGAGGCGGGCGGUGGACGCGGAGCGGCAAGGAGUGGAGAGGAGACGGCGCGAGGCGAUCGCGGACGCGUGGCAGGGCGAGACCAUGGAGGUGUUCAAAAUUCAGCCCAUGGACGAUGACUCCGCGGUCCACCUCGGCGGCAACAACAACAACAACAAGAACGCCAGCCAGGGCUGCGUGGACACCGCGGUGUGGCUGGCCGAGAGGGUCGGCCUCAAUCUCUCGGUGACCAAUGCGAGCUCCACCCAGCAACCGCUCUCCGCCAUGCCCAUCAUCAUCACGACCGUCUACUCUAUCGUGUGCGUGCUCGGCGUGUCCGGCAACCUGCUCGUGAUGUUCGUCAUCCUCCGGUACACCAAGAUGAAGACCGCUACCAACAUCUACAUCUUCAACCUGGCGCUGGCAGACGCCCUCGCCACCAGCACCAUGCCCUUCCAGAGCACCAACUACAUGCUGGACACGUGGCCCUUCGGUCAGAUCCUGUGCAAGCUCGUCAUCUCCAUCGACUACUACAACAUGUUCACCAGCAUCCUGACGCUCACCAUGAUGAGCGUGGACCGCUACAUCGCCGUGUGCCACCCGGUCAGGGCCCUGGACUUCCGCACGCCACGCAACGCCAAGCUCAUCAACGUGUGCAUCUGGCUGCUCUCCUCCACCGUGGGGCUGCCGGUCAUCAUCAUGGCGGGCACGCAGUACAACAAGAAAGGCGACCUCGACUGCGUCGUGCAGUUCCCGCGCCCGCACUGGUACUGGGACAACCUGCUGAAGAUCUGCGUGUUCGUCUUCGCCUACAUCGUGCCCGUGUGCAUCAUCACCGUAUGCUACGGCCUCAUGAUCCUGCGCCUGCGCAGCGUGCGGAUGCUGUCAGGCUCCAAGGAGAAGGACCGCAACCUGCGCCGCAUCACGCGCAUGGUGCUCAUCGUCGUGGCCGUCUUCAUCGUGUGCUGGACGCCCAUCCACAUCUACGUGAUCCUGCGGGCGCUCGUGUCCAUCGCGGACUCGCCGACGGUGCUCGCCAGCUGGCACUUCUGCAUCGCGCUCGGCUACGCCAACAGCUGCCUCAACCCCGUGCUCUACGCCUUCCUCGAUGAGAACUUCAAGCGCUGCUUCCGCGAGUUCUGCUCCGUGCCGCCGCUGUGCAAGCUCAAGAUCGGCACCACGACGCGCGUCAUGAGCCUGGCUCGCCGCCAGCCGCCGUCCCCGCAGGAGGAGCAGAGCACGGCGCAGACCUGACUAGUCGUGGAGCUGUCCCCCCUGCCGGCAGGGCCGGCGCGGCCGAGGCCCGGCGUCUCCGGCCCCGGCGCCGUGCCCUCGAGUGCCAGCGGCGGCGGUGGUGGUGGUGGUGGUGGUGGGGCUGCCCGGAGCGCGCAGGGGCAGCGUCACUCCGCUUGCGUGCUCUAACGUGGCGCGCUUUCAUUGCUUUUAGUUGUGCUAUGGCCGUCAGAACGUGAGAUCAAGAAACCGUUCAGACCUCUCGUGGAGCGGCGAGACCCUCCGUGUUUGGAAAUGGCCCCGCGGAAGCAGAUAUCACGGAAAUGUAUCUGAGAUCCGUUCGAGCUGACCUCUGCCUCACGCGUUAGAGAGUUGGCACUUUCGCGACUGUAGCGAUCGUCGCGUGACAGGAAGAUAUUUUUUUCUUUUUUCUGAAAGAACCAAAUUUUUGUGGUAUCAAAAUUUAGUGUGCAAAUUUUCAGUGACCCGGCUGAGACCAUCAACUCACUAGAACAUUGAGAACCCGGUUUAUUGACGGGCGUCCGCAAACCUGGAUUUGAACCUAUAAUUUAAUCGGGUACCAGCUCAGCCGCUCUCACCUAAGAGCCAUUCCAUCAGCCACGUAUGGAUUUUUUUUUACAAACAGCACAUGAGGCUGUGCCGAAGGGUCGCGGUCACGCUAUUUACAAAAUUACGAGGGACAAAGGUGGAGAUUGCGGCGAUUGCUUUAAAAUCAGAGGCGGCUAGUGGGGUCGUGCGAUUGGGAAUUGCGGAGAGGUUAAAGGUCGGGGGGAUUGCAAGGGAGCAUAGAGCUGGAGGAGGAGGAGGAGGACACGAAGCAGAGCUGCACAAUAUAUUCCUCCUUUUCCCAUCAGGCAAACAACGUAAUUAAUCAAAGUCUCAAACGCGGCUCCAUGACUGACGAUGCACUUCAAGAAUCGAAACAUCCCUUCGCAUAUUAAUCCGCAAAUACUUCACCCCCCCCCCCUCCUUUCAAACGACAGUCGUGAGCUCUUCGAAAUCUCCCACGAUCGAUAGCGGUGAUGCUUCUCUCAAAGACACCGACUCAAAUGCCGCUUCAGUUCAACGUCAAAUCCGCGCACCGACCGCAUCGGAACUGCCCCCCUCCGCCGUCUCCCGUGACAAGCGACGAGCGAAGAACCUUCAAGAGUUGUAAGUAAGCAAAACUCUAGUUUUACACAUAUAGCGCCAUUCACACAGGCCUCACAGCGCUUUACAAUACAAUCCCAGUAAAAAGAAAAACGACUUUUAGCGUUAAAACUGAGAGAAAAACAACACCCCACCCAAGACGGAUACGCAAGCGAAAAUUGACGUCUUUUCAGACGCGCCCGAAAAACCUCGACUGACGGAGCGUCCCCAACGGACUGGGGUCAAGGAGCUCCACAAACGAGUCGAAGCGCACAAGUGGCUGCGACGGCUUGGGCGUCACGUCUGACGCGGUUGUGCCUGUGUUCCUGUCGUGCUUGUGACACAGGCCGGUCGCUCUGCAGCGAGCGAGGAAUGACCACGUGCGACGGGGUCGCCAUCCACCGCCGCACGGCCGAAAACGGCGGUGGUGGUGGCGGCGGUAAGGCGGUCAGGUGGACUGCCGUGGCCGCGGGCGACACGAAAUCAAUGCACGGCCGCUUUGCUUGGGCCCCGGCGAUGUCCUGCCGAGUUUACAAAGCAGCUUGAAAAACAUGGGACAGUUACCACGGCACCCCCAUCUCGCCCCUCGGCCGCGAUCGCGAAGAUUUGACAGGGGGCACAUAGCGGCCGCUUAUCUGGAUCGCGCACAUUUUUCGUUCUAGGCCUCCGAAUAAGAAACAAAUAUAGAGCGGCAAUAUGAUUGGGACGCUUUGUCAACAACGAGCGCGAUCGAAGUGCCGACACGGCCACUGCGAGCGCACUGAGUGAGCACCGCCGACGACGUUGAUGCCGACGAUGAUGAUGAUGACGACGACGACGAUGAUGCCGACGACGAUGAUGAUGACGACGACGACGAUGAUGACGACGACGAUGAUGAUGACGACGAUGA
Molecule: messenger RNA, 3688 nt
Organism: Petromyzon marinus (sea lamprey)
Lineage: Eukaryota; Metazoa; Chordata; Hyperoartia; Petromyzontiformes; Petromyzontidae
Product: delta-type opioid receptor-like
Biological process (GO): neuropeptide signaling pathway
Cellular component (GO): neuron projection; plasma membrane
Molecular function (GO): neuropeptide binding; G protein-coupled opioid receptor activity
Source: RefSeq, a predicted model, not a curated record